Molecule: messenger RNA, 669 nt
Organism: Wallemia mellicola CBS 633.66
Lineage: Eukaryota; Fungi; Basidiomycota; Wallemiomycetes; Wallemiales; Wallemiaceae
Product: RNA polymerase Rpb3/Rpb11 dimerization domain-containing protein
Exons: 3
Coding region: 111-521 (136 amino acids)
Biological process (GO): transcription by RNA polymerase II
Cellular component (GO): RNA polymerase II, core complex
Molecular function (GO): protein dimerization activity
Source: RefSeq, a predicted model, not a curated record
GCUAGAUAUUCAAACUUUAACGUGCAGACAAAGGAAUCUCUUACUGAUCCAUCCCUCGUGUCUUCUCUAUAGCACUUUUACUAACAAAUCUCAGGUAUAUUACUUGUAUAAUGAACGCACCGAAUAGAUUUGAAUUAUUUAUUGUCCCAGAUAACGAGCCAAAGGUUACUGUCGUUGAUGAUUCCCGGAUUUCCUCAACUUCAACUAUAACCUUGAAUAGACAAGAUCACACUAUUGCAAACUUACUUUCAAAUGAAAUUUCAAAGGACAAGAAUGUCGUGUUUUCUGGUUACAGGGUGCCACAUCCACUUAAUCCAAAAUCUGAAAUCAGAGUUCAGACUUUAAACGGUACGGUCACACCAAAGGAGUGUUUGAAAGAUGCUGCUACGAGAUUACUAGCAGAUUGUGGUACCUUCCAAGAUGAAUUAAAGCAGGAGUUCAACAAGAUUUCUAUUGAGGGACUCAACAACGAUGACCAAACUAUGCAACAGCAACCAGACGAGUAUUAUAUUGACUAUUAGUAUAACAGUAAUUUAUAUUUAUCACCAUUCACUAAAGUGAUGUAGUUUUUGUUUAAUAAAUAAUCUAAACCUGAUUUUAUUGUUUGCUUUGAGAGGUGUUGAAAAUUUUCAUGGUUUAUAAUCUCUCUGUGGAUUAUAUUUAGAGAUG